This is a messenger RNA of Phlebotomus argentipes, 2543 nucleotides long. It is a transcript of the gene lute, whose product is annotated as BTB/POZ domain-containing protein 6-B. The coding region runs from base 102 to 1763 and encodes 553 amino acids. Gene Ontology annotation, cellular component: cytosol. Gene Ontology annotation, biological process: neurogenesis. The transcript is spliced from 4 exons. Gene Ontology annotation, molecular function: protein binding. NCBI's taxonomy places the organism in Eukaryota, Metazoa, Arthropoda, Insecta, Diptera, Psychodidae. The record is from RefSeq and is a predicted model, not a curated record.
AUUUUAUCUGCCUAUUUCGCUCCCCAAAGUCACUUCACGGGGACGGAAAAGGUGUUUCUGUGCGCCAAGUUUUUCAUUUUUCAAGUGUCUAUCCUACUGAAAUGUCCAAUUUGUACUCGAAAAUCGCACCUAAACCCACCAAGCGCCAUCCUGAACACACUAAUAUGUCUUACCUACAAACACAUCCGUGGAUAAACGAAGAAACUCUCAACAACGGACACCCAGUGUCUCCGCCUCACAACAGCGUUCUCAUGCAGCGCGAAAACAUGCAAGUGAUGCAGCCCUGCAGCGCCCCAUCGUCACCGUUGGCCUCUCCGGGAGCCCUCAAUGUGACAUCAUUCAGUUUGCCAUCAUCUGCGGGCGCCUCUUUCGCAGUCAUCGACACUGGGGAUCCCAAUUGGCAGGCGACAAAGCCCACAGUUCGCGAGAGGAACGCCGCGAUGUUCAACAAUGAGCUGAUGGCAGACAUCAAGUUCGUCGUGGGAACCGAUGAUCACACGCAGACAGUUCCUGCCCACAAAUACGUGCUGGCCACCGGCAGUUCAGUCUUCUAUGCCAUGUUUUACGGUGGCCUGGCGGAGAACAAGUCCGAAAUCCGCGUGCCAGACGUCGAACCGUCGGCCUUUCUCACCCUACUCAAGUACCUAUACUGUGAUGAAAUCCAUCUAGAGGCGGACAAUGUGCUUGCCACACUCUACGUCGCCAAGAAGUACAUCGUGCCACACUUGGCGCGGGCCUGCGUCAAUUAUCUCGAGACUAGUCUGACGGCAAAAAACGCCUGUCUCCUCCUCAGCCAGUCGCGCCUGUUUGAGGAGCCAGAUCUCAUGCAGCGUUGCUGGGAAGUUAUCGAUGCUCAGGCGGAGAUGGCAAUAAAAUCUGAGGGAUUUGUCGAUAUUGACUUGAAGACAUUCGAGUCGAUCUUGAGUCGUGAAACUCUCAAUUGCAAGGAGAUUAACUUAUUCGAGGCGGCUCUCAAUUGGGCUCAGUCUGCAUGUCACAAGAUGGAUAUUGACGCGACGCCGCAGAACAGGAGGAAUGUUCUCGGUCAAGCACUCACCAUGAUCAGAAUUCCCACAAUGACACUGGAGGAGUUUGCCAACGGUGUGGCACAACUGGGCAUUCUCACGCCGCAGGAAACCAUUGACAUCUUUCUCCACUUCACGGCCAAGAACAAGCCGCAACUGAACUUCUCCAGCAAAGCCCGCACGGGACUCAAGACGCAGGUGUGCCACCGCUUCCAGUCGUGCGCCUAUCGCAGCAACCAGUGGCGCUACCGAGGCCGCUGUGACUCCAUUCAGUUCUCCGUGGACAAGAGGAUCUUCAUCAUUGGCUUCGGCUUGUAUGGAUCAUCAACCGGCGCUGCGGAUUACAACGUGAAGAUCGAGCUGAAGCGAUUGGGACGCAUUUUGGCGGAGAACAACACGAAAUUCUUCUCAGACGGUUCCAGCAACACCUUCCACGUGUUCUUCGAGAACCCCAUCCAGAUUGAGCCCGACUCCUACUACACGGCCUCUGUGAUCCUGGACGGCAGCGAGCUGAGCUUCUUCGGGCAGGAGGGCAUGACUGAGGUGUGCAUGGGCAAUGUGACAUUCCAGUUUCAGUGCUCGAGCGAGAGCACAAAUGGCACUGGCGUCCAGGGUGGCCAAAUCCCCGAGUUGAUCUUCUACGGACCACUGAAUGCUGUCGCACAGCAGCCCACGACUAGUCACAGCAACAACAACACCUCAACAACGAUCAUCGGGAACAACAACGGAGAGGAUUGAGUGGUGCUCGACGACACAAGAACGCCAACAACUAAAGGUUUCUCUAAUUAAUGUGAUCUAAAUUAGACGGGAUGAUGUUGCAAUUAUGGCAGAAUAACCUGGUGAAGUUGCUAAACACACACAAAUACAAUAUAUGUCAGAGACAUACAUAAUUUCAUAGGCACAAAACAUAAGCAACAAAAAUUGCAUUCAACCACACACAAAAACUAUGUCUUUCACGUGAUGAUAAAAGCAAGAUAAAUAACCAUAAAAGACAAAUCAAUAUGUAUGAUAUAAAAGAAAAAAAAAAUCUCAGAAUCAAUACUUAAAAACUACGUAAGAAACAAUCCUUCAAAGGACUCUUUAAGUUAAAUGUUGUGUAUCAAUUCUUAUUAGUCCUUGGUAGCUUGAAAUACUUAGUAGACGUAAUGUGAGUAAUAAGAAUAUAUUUUGUAGAUUGAACAAUCAAAAAGACAAACAUUGAGAAUUUCUUAGAGAGCGCGAGAAGUAGAGGUUUGAAAACUAGAAGCAAGAACAGCCUUUCUGAAUAUAUUCUGCGGAGAAAAUGUUUUCUUCUUGUGUCAAAAACACGUACUGAUAUUUUUAUUUAAACAAUAUAAUCUCACUCUUGUGGUCACGAUGAGGUUCAAUGUCAUCUCAUAAAAUUAUACUAUUAUUAUUAUUGAUUGAUUGAUUGAUUGCAUUUUGAUGAAGGCAGUGACUAUAAUAUGUAAUAGUUUCGCUUCACAAUUUCAUGUAGAAAUGAAAGAUGACGAGGUAGAAAUAAACAAUUAAAUUCUU